Messenger RNA from Penicillium coprophilum, 1527 nucleotides. RefSeq names its product DUF3716 domain-containing protein. The record is from RefSeq and is a predicted model, not a curated record. The transcript is spliced from 4 exons. NCBI's taxonomy places the organism in Eukaryota, Fungi, Ascomycota, Eurotiomycetes, Eurotiales, Aspergillaceae. Bases 1 to 1527 code for a protein of 508 amino acids.
AUGCGGUAUAUAUAUCAUUUUGAGGCCCCUGGAGGCCCUUGCGGGGUUCUUUUUCUGGAAUUCUGGGCCGCAUGGGUCCGAUUGCUAACGUUGGGUGUAAAUAAGAACCCGCCGUUCUUGUCCCCAGGUCUCACCCGUUUCUUUGAUGAGCUCCCGUCCGAGCAUUUUCAGGAGGAGCGAAAGAUUGCCUCUACUUAUGAGCAUCUUCACUAUCAGGCCCGUUUCGGCUCGUCCCGCCCCCGUUCUGUCGACGAUGAUACCGAGAAGGGACGUGAAUUUUCUGAGGCCCUAAAAGAUCUCAUCCGUUCGGGACUCCGUGGGCCGGAUUUUCGUGCAGGGUCUGAUGAGCUUCUGCUCGACUUGUUUCCGGACCUGGCUGGACGCUUGUCUCGGCCUUCUCUGGCACCCCUUGGUGGCCGGGUGGCUGCGACCAGAGCCGCGCCAGGCGACAAUGGUGACGGUGGGAACGAUGGUGACAUUGUAACCGUUCCCGGGCCCGUCCCUGCUGCUGCUCCGAUCGUCCAGGUCCCCGUUCCUGGCCCUAUUGCUGCUGCUGUUUCCGUUCCGGCUUUUGCGGCUCCCCCCGUUUCCAUCCCUGGGGGAUUUUCAUACAGACUUCGUUCGCACGAGGAGUCCCAGACCUUCGUGGCUAACCAGGUCGAUAAUGGGAACGGAUUGGAUGCGGCCGGGUUCCCAAUUGUGAGCCGUCUCUCCGCGAGUGAGGGAGAUAAGUUGUGGAAGCGUGUGUUUCCAGAGCGUGCUGAUGUGGGUUGGAGGGAGGGCAAAGUCCCAAAAAGCACCUCCGUGCUCCAGGUGCGGGCCGUUUUGGGCCAAUUAAUUGGCCAUGAGGCUCCUCCCGCAGCGAUGUGCGACCCCUGUGCUCGUGGCAACGGCCCGUUUGACUCCUGUCGUGUCGCCUUUCUGGCCGGUGCCGGGUUCCAGUGGGACCUUGCGUGUGCCUGCUGCCAGUAUAGUAGCGCGGCUAAUAAAUGUUCCUUCCGUACUUCUGGCAAGUUCGCCCACCCCCCACCAUGGCUGUAUAGCCUCGUGAAGCGUUACCAACCCUCGAACUUGCAAUUGCGGGACCCUGCGAUGCAAGCUCUAGCUGCCCCUAAGGAUUCGGCCCAUACGCCUGCCAAGAAAGGACCCAUUGAGGCCCGUGUGCCCUUCGCCAAGUCAACUGUGUCCGGAAAGGCUGCUGCUAACGCUCGUGUGGCCCCUACUGGUGCUGUCCCUACGCCGCAAACUCCCGUUAAAAAGCGUCAGGCUCCUAAGGAUCCAGUCGGUGACGAGAGUGCUAAGAAGAGCAAGAAGCGUAAAGGCGCAAAAGGAAAGGACCGUGCCGCCUCUGUCACCGACGUCUACAAACGGGUCCGUGAGGUGUACCACCGUGUCCUGUACGACCUUGACACUCUUAGCGACGCUAUGGUCGAGCUUGACUGGGACGUUCCGGACUCUGAUGGGGAUGAUUGUCAGGAUUCUCCUUCGAGCGAGAGUUCCGCAGAUGUCCUCAACAAGAAGAAAUAA